UGAACAAGUACAUAAAAUCGUAGUAAAUGAAAAAAAAAUGGCCAUAGUUAAUCUUAAGAAGUUGAAUCAGAUAAGAGUAAAAAUGAAAAAUGUACCUGCUAUAGGCGAACAUGAGGCAUCUAACUAUUAUCAAAAGUCUGCUGAAGCUGGCCAUAAAAUGUUUAAAUGGUAUUGGGUUUGA
Messenger RNA from Racocetra fulgida, 181 nucleotides. NCBI's taxonomy places the organism in Eukaryota, Fungi, Glomeromycota, Glomeromycetes, Diversisporales, Gigasporaceae. The record is from the annotation of a GenBank genome assembly.